Molecule: messenger RNA, 4542 nt
Organism: Microplitis demolitor
Lineage: Eukaryota; Metazoa; Arthropoda; Insecta; Hymenoptera; Braconidae
Product: protein bunched, class 2/F/G isoform
Exons: 3
Coding region: 890-3094 (734 amino acids)
Biological process (GO): regulation of transcription by RNA polymerase II
Source: RefSeq, a predicted model, not a curated record
UGGCGAGAGUAUCCGAAUGUACUGGCAGCCAUUUUUAAACUGCUCACCUGCAACAAGAGUAGAGAGACGAGAAGAGACAUGGACGUUAAUAAAAAUUUUCAAUGGAUAUUUACGUAAAAUAAUAAUAAUAAUAACUAAUGGAUUUUAUUUAACAUUUUAUUUUAUAUUUAUAAAUACUGUGGGUGAUUUUAUUUAAAGGUGAUUCGAUUAGAAAUUUAUAUUAAAAAAAUAUAUAUGUAUAUAUAGAUAGAUACACAUAUAUAUAUAUACAUAUAUAUAUAUAUAUAUAAAGUUGUGAUUGAGAAGGAAAGACAACACGGAUUUAUGAGGAAAGUGAGAUAGAAGAGGGUUAACAACUGGAAGUGAGAAAAGGAGGAUAUAACGAAGAAAUUAAAGUGAGAAGUUGGUCUGGGCUAAAUAACUAGCAAAGGGGCCCUGUGGAUUUAAACUACAGUCGAAAUGGUGGACUGUCAACAUCAAGUAAAAAUGAUAAAAUGUUGCUAAUUAAUAGUGGUAAAUUAUUUAAAUGUACGAAUAGACUUUGACUAACAGCUUUGGGGCAUUAAUUCAUUUUAUUAUUAUUUUUUAAUUUUCUUAAAUUUAUUUUAACGAUAUUUAUUUUUAUGUUGUGAUAUUAAAUCAUUAUCGUGAUUAUAUUAUAUUAUAAUAAUAAUAAUAAUAAUAAUAAUAAUAAUAAUAAUAAACGUCGUGGUUGAUAUCGUCGUCAUCGUGGUUGUUGUCGUUGUGAUCGUAAUCGUCAUAACCAUUGACGUCUUAAAAAUAAUAAAAUAGUCGAGACAGAAAGAUGUCAGUUUCAAUAAUAAUAUAUAUAAGAGAGAGUAUACAUAGUACAGAGAUAGAGACUGAGAGAUGUUAAGUUCCGUCAAUAAUGGGAGAUAAUGUGCACAGAAAAUCGCACAAACCGUCGGAAAAUAUCAAUAAAAAACAAAUUAACGCAAUUAAUCGUACGACAACGGAGACUAUGAGACUUGGUGAGCCAGACAGAACACACCCGGCGUUGGGUCUGUCUGUGCCUAGCAACAUCACGCCGAGUAAUCAGUGCAAGAAAAAAACAUCGUCAUUUCAAAUAACAAGCGUCACUGUUGGCAGCCGUAUGAGUAAUGACGCCGGUGAAGAUUCAAAUGAUGAUCUUGAUGAGUCACACGGUGAAGAUACGUCUAUUGAGUUAUCGAGAAUUACGGAUAUCGAAACACCCAGUUAUUCAGAGGAUACAUUUUCAAAAGAGGAUGUUUUUUUUAAUGCCAGUAAUGCUGCUUUAAGUACUGCACCCGUUAUACCGACUAGUUCACAGUACGGACUUGCCAUAGUACCGUCCGAAGGUGGUAAUGUUAAUAAUUCAACAAACGACACCAAUAUUAAUACGCUUGAUAUUGCAUCUGUUACUGAUAAUAAUAUUAUUAAUUUGUUGUCGAGUACCGCUAAACAGGACACGGAUAUCCGGGAGGUACACUCACAUGGACGUAAUGAAAGAUUUAAAGUUGUCAAAAUCGAAAGCACGGAACCAUUCAAACGGGGCCGAUGGACGUGCAUGGACUACCUUGACCACACUAAUUCUGUUAAUCAGUCAAAUGCCAUUGGUACACCAAAAGUAUCCGAUCCAAAUGAAGUAUGUAUAUCAUAUGGUGUCACGGACGGUGGAAUUAUUGCGUUAGAUCCGUCCAAGUCUUUGACUUCUGAAGACAACGGCAUCAUAAACGUCGAUAUGAAUGGUCAUGCGACACAUCAAGAUAUUAUUAGCUCGAUGAUUUCAAGUACAGCUGCUGCUGCUUCUGCUUCUUCUUCUUCUUCGACUGCUGCUGCUACGGCUACUGGUUAUCCUGUUAGUAAUAAUUCGUUACCUCAGAGUGUGCAGCGCAAUGUACCCCCGGUUCAAACACAGCCGCAGGUUCAACAGCCUACUCAGAUACCCCAAUACUUCCAGUCAUCACCACAACAACAACAGCAACAACAACAACAACAACAAUUAGCUUCUCAACAACACCAACAUCAGCAACAAGGUGGACAGCAACAAGGUUCGACGUUACCAGCAAAUUUACAAAAUACACAUCCUAAUAAUUUGGGACAGCCUCAAAGUAUGCCUCAAGGCUCUAUUCCUAUUAUUACUCAGACUAAUAAUAACAAUGUGACGCCACAACAAAAUAUAAGUCAUACGAAGGAGGAUAAUACGUAUGUAACAGUAAGCUCACAAAAUCAAUCCAUGCCAGGUCAAAAUGUUUGUCAGUCGUCAGUACAAUCAUCAACACCAGGUUCUCAGGCAACCAACAUCCUUGUUACGCAACAUCAGCCUCAACAACAACAACAACAACCUCAACAACAGCAGCAGCAGCCACCACCACAACAACAAGGAUUACAGGCACCAACAUCAAUGACUCAGAUUUCCGAGCCAAUGAACACGUUGCAGAACAUGCAAGGUAUGCAGAGUAUCCAUAAUGUCCCUCAGUCAGGUGGACAGCAACCAACUUCAACAAUCCAUGUUCCUGGUGGUCCUCUUCCCAAUCAAGUUAUUGCUCCAACGUCAAUGCAACAGCAGCAGCAACCCCAGCAGCAACAACAGUCACAACCAACGGGUGGUGCUAAUACUCAGGUACAGAUGACCCAAGUCUCUGGCAACUGUCAAAAUGUUGUCAGUGGAAUUCAACAGCAGCAGCAGCAAGGUUCUAUGGGUUUUCAUCAACCCGACAUAGAGCUGGACUCAAUGUCGGGAGGACUUAGUAAUGCCGGCAGUAGUCAAUUAGCGGACGCGGCGCUCCUUGAAUGCCUUGCUGAGGUAACACAGACCAAUGAUGACCAUCAUACACUCGAAGACAAUGAAAGUAUGUCGGGGACAAGUGCUGUAGCUAUUGAUAACAAGAUUGAACAAGCUAUGGAUUUGGUAAAAAGUCAUUUAAUGUUUGCUGUAAGAGAAGAAGUUGAAGUAUUGAAAGAAAAAAUAGCCGAGUUAAUGGAUCGUAUAAAUCAGCUCGAGGCUGAAAAUUCAAUUUUAAGAGCACAUGCGACUCCCGAAACACUGGCUCAAUUGAGCCAAUCGACAACCAAAUUACCCCAAAAUAACAAUCCAGCAAGUGGUCAAUAGGUAAUCAUCCGAUGUAAAUAAUAUAAGUUUCUAUCAAUACUUCGUCUCAUAAUUGAUAAUAUAAUUAUUGUAUAUAACUUUACGAUUUUUAGAAAUUUAUAAAUAAUGAGAUUUAUUAUAUUAUACAUAUUAGUAUUAGCGAAAAAAAAAAAAAAAAAAAAAAAAAAAAAAAAAAAAAAUGGAAAUGAAAAAGAAAAGCAACAUUUUUUUUUUCUUUUUUAAACUAAGUAAAUUAAAAGUUAUAGAUUAUUUUUUACUAUUGCAGUUUAUUUAUUUCAAUUAAAUAUAUACGUAUAUGUAUGUAUAUUUUACAAGUAUAUAUUUAAUUGGAAAAUAUUACUUUUCUCAAACAACUAUAAUGGCUCGACACGCUUCAUUUUACAAUUAUACUUAAAAUUAUUAUUAUUAUUUUUUAAAAAUUCAUUGGGCCUGAAAUAAUUUAAUGGAAUUUUAACAGACAUACACAUAUACACACAUACAUACAUACGAAAAAUAAAAUAAAAUAAAUGUCAGGGACGCAUUCGUGAGUGAAAAGAGAAAAAAUUACUGACUUAUAAAAAAAAGAGAAAACAGCAUGUAUAUAUAUGUAUAUUGUUUUUGCAUUUGUUCUGUGUAUGGCCGAAAAAAUGAAAACAAAUUCUUCAGUGCAUGAUAAUUAAAUUAUAAAUUAUAUUAAAUUAAAAAUAAAAUGAAUUUAAAAACUCAAUGACAAACAAAAGUAAAAAGCAAAUAAAAUUACACAUUAAAAAAAAAUUAAUUGUAUCUUAAUUUUAACCAGGUAGUUCUAAUAAAUCAGCCGCAGCGUAUUUUUUAUCAGUUUAAGAUAGUCCGCAAUUAAAAAAAAAACCAACAUGAAUUUGAUUUAAUUUAAUAAAAUAAAAACUCAAGUGAUCAAGACGAAGUUAAUUAAGUAAUUAAGUUAAAUUAUUAAUUUGUAUUCACAUAUGUAAUAUUAUUUCAUAAAUAUCGCAAUAUUUCGAUACUUUUUUUAAUUUAAAAACAAAAAUUUAAAUAAACGUCAUUUAACAGAAGACAAGAGAAAAUAAUAAUAAAUAAAAUUGACUAUUAAUUAAAACUUUAUCCAAAUGUGCUGUUUUUAAAAUACUCACGUUAAAUCUCCAAGUGACGCGUAAUAUAAGUAUGAGUGAUCAGAUCAAUAAAUAAAAAAAAAUUAUAUAUUCAAUUGAUUAUUAAUUUACGUCAGCGAAGUAAAAAAAAAAAAAUGAAGUUUUAAAAUUGUCUGCACCUGAAUUCAAGCCUAAUAAAAAAAAAUUUUUUCCUUUUGAUUGUAUCAUUUUUCUCCGACAUAUAUUAUAUAUAUCCCUUAUUUAUUUUUUAAAAAUUUACCAUAGCAUGGUGCGGGUACAACAAAUAAAAAAGAAGUAACUUAUAUUAAUACAAAAUUAUAAUACGCCAUCUUUCUAUCAUUAAAAUUUCUUUAUUCUAAA